Molecule: messenger RNA, 723 nt
Organism: Glycine soja
Lineage: Eukaryota; Viridiplantae; Streptophyta; Magnoliopsida; Fabales; Fabaceae
Exons: 1
Coding region: 119-445 (108 amino acids)
Source: RefSeq, a predicted model, not a curated record
UGUAACCUUCUGCUACACACAACACCAAACAUUACUUGAAGGCUUUCAACAAUAUUCAUAGUCAAAGAUUGUAUUUUUGAGAGAGAAAGAAGAAAAAGGAAGAUCAAGUUAAUCAAUAAUGGAAGGUUUGAUUCCAUAUCUGAUUCAUGCAAUCAAGAAGCAAAAGCCUCACCACCACAACUACAGGAGCUACUCUCAUUCUGAAAGCUCAAACCGCAGCUACCACAUGCUAUUGGCGUCUGAAUCCUUCACAGGAUCUUCUCACAGAAGAACAAGGUCUGAUUUUCAGCCCCCCACAAGUGAGUUCUUAGAGCAGAGAUAUGGUGUUGAUGGAUUCUUGGUCAGCCCCAGAGGCCAAUUUACUGCUGCUGCUCCUCCUCCCACUGUCAAUGUUAAUGCUGCCCAACACUCUAACAAUAUCACCAACAUGCGCAAUCGCAAGUGAUAUAUAUCGUCAAGAUCAUAGGGGAUGAUCAACUUUUCUUUUAAUUUUUUGGACCUUUAGAUGUUAUUAUAUGUCUCUUCUAAGGUUUGAUUCAUUUGUUUAAGAUGAUGAUUGAUGGGUGAUUAUCAAUUGUAAUCUUAUUGUGUAUACUUCUGAUCUUGUAACCUAAUCUGUAGGGGAUCAAUUGUAAUGGUGUGCUUCAGUGAAUGUUAUAAAAUUUGUAGACAAACAAUUCUCUUCCCUUCAGUGACAGCCCGAUAUUGAGUAAUCAGUACAAA